Messenger RNA from Cyphellophora attinorum, 5790 nucleotides. Its product is annotated as Histone transcription regulator-like protein. Gene Ontology annotation, molecular function: nucleosome binding. Gene Ontology annotation, biological process: chromatin organization. The transcript has 2 exons. Bases 1 to 5790 code for a protein of 1929 amino acids. The record is from RefSeq and is a predicted model, not a curated record. NCBI's taxonomy places the organism in Eukaryota, Fungi, Ascomycota, Eurotiomycetes, Chaetothyriales, Cyphellophoraceae. Gene Ontology annotation, cellular component: HIR complex; nucleus.
AUGUCUGGAUUCAAGGCGUUGAACGUAGAGUCUGAAUCCGAGGAGGAGAUCGACGACACGAAAGAAAUUCAGACAGAGGAAGCGUUCAAGCUCUAUCAGACUGCGCUCAAGCUUCACUCUCAGGGACCUUUGUACUAUGAUGAGGCUCGGACAGCGUACGACGAGUUAUUUCGAUCCGACUUAUUCAAGUAUCCGGAGGCACUCUCUGAAUUCGCACACGAUCUGGUCGACGACACCCCAAUUUUACCGGUAUUGCCCACGGAGAUUGAGCCAGUCUUAGUCCUGCCCAGUAAUGCAGCAGAGUCAUCUGCGAAUGCCAUCCCACACCUGGUCUAUCUGGCACACAAGAAUCACGGGCAGUUUGAGCUGGACUACGCUCGACACCAAGCAUCUGGGACGUCUGCGGCCAAGAUCGCGCAGGAUUACUACGAUGAGGCUUGCAAUAUCGGAUUGAAGAAUUUCGCUGAGGCAUUAGAACGCGACGAUACGGACAUUGAUUUGUGGAAGAAAGCUGCCCGCGUCGCGGAGGUCUUGGCCACCCCCAGGAUCGCGCGUUUCUGCCUGGAAAGUGUUUUGGCGGGGGACGAUGACUCGGCUCAAUCCAUCGAUUUGUCUGGCUUGGACGAAGCCUUCGCAGCCGGAGAAUUGAAGGAUCUUGUUGCGCUUCUGAAGGACGAUUUGUCCCAGCUGAGGUCUGCCGGCGUUCAUCCCAAACCUCUAUUGCUAUCUCUACUCCGGAAAUCGAACAACUCGUAUCCAUUCCUUCCUUCGAGGGACGACAUUGCGAAUAGCAAGUCUGCGAAGCGAGAUCUGGCAACAUUUCCGAUUCAGAAGAUAUCUUUGACGUCAAAUUCAGUCUUUGACGAAUUCGUCGAUGCGGCUGAAGACCUUGAAAGAACUCCAAGUGCCGUGGCAGAUGGUGGAGAUAUCGCGAUGACUGACGGCAGCGAGCCCCAGGCUCCCAUUACGGAAACUGUGGAGUCCCCCGAGGAGAGCGCUGCAGUCGUUCCAGCUGUCAGCGAGCCAGUUAUGGCGCCACCCCAGACAGAGCUUCCGAGUCGCAAGAGGAACUCUACUACGGCCGGCAAUGAUGACAACGAAGGACGUAUCAAGAGUAAGAGGCUUCGUGCGCGCGAAUCCAUGCAUGAUAUGGCAGCUCCGGAGGAGGAACUUGUACCUGAGCCGACCUCACAUCAGUCGUGGAACUGGACUGUUCUAAAAGCUGCCGAUGCAGACAUGCUGAAACAAGCAGAUCAUUUUCUGCAGCGUUUGGAUCUCGCCCAAUAUGGAAACAGCGACAGUCUCUGGGAAAGUGCUAGUGGCACACAUAAAAAUUCGUCUGCGGAGCUUGAGACGAGUGGCACACAUGGCAGCCCCGCAGCAGACCUCUGUGCAGCUUUGCGUGCCUGGACUGAUGAGUGCUCGCAAGCCAUUCUACACGGCCACGGCAGCCAAGACUUCACUGGGAAAACAGCUGGUCUGACACUGUUCCAGCAACAUCUGAAGGUUUCGCAGCCAGACGAGGUCACGGCAGCGCCUGUGCAGCAUUCAGAUGAUAUUGCUGUUCUGAUCAAAGAGCUGUCUCAGCCAUCAACUACACUGUAUGACGCAGUCUUUGCGUGGUUUCUCUCGAUUUGCACGUCAAUUGAGGAAACGAAUGGCAAGAGUAUUGCUUCGUCGUAUCUUCGCGAGAUAUGGCCAGCUGAAUUGAAACAGCUGGUCGUCCAACUUCUCGUCCGAACGGAGCAGCCUCUCAUCAGCAUGCUGGAACAGCUGCACACUCGCAUAUCUGAUUCGACUGGUCCUGCCGUAUCAUCGACGACCGUCGCGAGACUGACUGAAUUGGUUCUAACGAUCUUCGAGCUACAUAUUGACAUUCACUCGGCAAUAACACAUCCAAGCAGCCAAGUCAACAACGCGACGCGCAUAGAACAGACUGAUCGACUGGAGCGCUGGGCGCUCUUGACAGACAUGUUCAUUCGAAUCUACUCUCAGGUACAGCCCGAUGCCGAAUCAGUCGAUGACCUCCUUGUUCGGUUUCUGUGGGCUUCGACCACCUAUGCAGCCAAGGCCGACGAUGUGGACAGAUCAUUUGUGAUGACCGGCCUGCAAGACUUGCAGCGCAUUCUGCAGGAGUUUGAAGUCCGGCCGAUUGCUUUGCCGAAUAACGCUGCUAUGCCACUCAUCUCAGCCGAAGCGGCAGAGCAGGAAUCGUUCCGACUGAGCACACUUGACUUCUUCAUGAGUGUCUUCGACACCGAGAAUGACGAUUCUGUUGCCGUGAUCGAAAGACUAGAGCCAAUCAUGGAAGCCGACUUGCUCCAUGAUAGCGAGCUCCUACCAGACUCAGAAGCAGGCAGGCUGAUACAAUUCCUCAAUUCUGGCGAUGCAGCGCUCCGACUAUUCCUGUGGAGACGUCUACAAAAUGCCUACACGACAAUAUCAUAUACACCAAAGGUGAUCUCGUGUCUAUUCCGUGCCCUGGAAACAAUCGUGCAGGAGAUUCAACGAGUCUUUGAGGCACCAAGCGAUGAAUCAGUCCGACAGCUGACGUUGCUCAAAUGGCUGAAGGACGCAGACGAACUGCUCAGCAAAAUUCUGUCCAAGGCUUCGGGCGAGAGUAAUGCCAUGGAAGCUCUUGACGAGGAGCAUCUGCGAUCUUCGUUGGUUGCCGUCACCUGUCUCCUGAAGGUCGUCCACGUGCAUGCGCUGUACGAGGAUCAAGUGCGCUUCGGGAUGAUGAGUCCACCCACAUUCAAGGGUGCAGCAUCUGCUAAGCUGUACGAAAAGAGCAAGGAUCGUUUCCGCGAGAUGCAUGUCCACUUAUGGUGCGUUCAGUAUCUGCUGUUCAAGGAGGCUACAACACAAUAUGCGGAGCAAUUCCCGGACGCUGCCAACGACCUUGCGGACUAUUUGUGUACUACACAUCAUGCGCUCGGUCAGCGGCACUACUGUCGGUACGCCAACAAGCAGCUUGUACGACUCGUCAAGUCCGAGCUCAAUACUCUGAAGACGACCAACAAUUAUCUUGGAGACAUGGCGCAAGUAAUGUUCGAUCUGUACCAGUUGCGCUUUAAGAAUACGGAGGGUGAUUUCGAGCAUGGCUGCUCCGCCGAGAACCUGGACAAGAAGACUGCGAUUUCGUUGAUCCCAAUGGUCACGAUGUAUGCAAAGCAGCUCCCGAUGAAGGACCUGCUGAAGAGCGAACUGCGAAAUACCAUCGAGAAGGUGCAAGCGGCUUCUGGUACUGUCAAGAGUGGUCCGAUCGUCCUUCAGAACAGGAAGCUGAUGGGAACGUACUUGAAAUCGCAACUAAUUCCAGACAAGUUCUACAAGGCAUACAAGGGCCAAGGAGGUCUUGUCACCCUGCCAAUCGAGGAUGAUGACUCCAUCAAGGCGAAGCACGGCUGGUACUUCUUGCUAGGUCAUAUCACACUCGCCAAGUUCAGAAGCGUAAAGCGGGUCAGCCCGACGCCGACGGAUGACCUUGACACCGCUGCUACAUUGCUGCGACAGGAUUUGGAGCACAACUCCGAGAAGUGGGAGACCUGGUGGCGGCUUGCUCAGAUUUACGAAGCCAAGAUCGAGGACGACCUGAUAUGGAACGCAGCGAAGCUUAAUGACUCGCGUGCGGACAUCGCAUCAAUGGAGAGACACUCGAUACAUUGCUUCCUGAUGGCGACGACAAUGGCAAUGCGCACGACUGACGACGAUACGGACACAGCACAAAAGAUCCAGGACAUGUUCAGGGAGUUCGCUAUUCGCCUGUACUCAUCGUCUCGUCCACCGCUGAGCAUGGAAGCCUUCAAGACAGAUAAGACAAGUCGCCACCUGAGCAAUCUUAUGGACCAAUCCAUGUCAAAAGUCCCUCUGAACGCCGCCUGGACGCCCUACCAACUCUGGAAAUAUGCCGCCGGCCUCCUACGCAAGAAAUUCACCAACAGGCCCAAACCCUGGAACGCUCACUACUACCACCACAAAUGCCUUUGGAAAAUCUUCCAAUCUCCCGAAAACCAACAAUCUCGGCACCCAAUCACGCCCCAAGACGUCCUCGACCCCCUCCUCUCCUCCAUCGCCGCCCUCCCCCGUGCCCAAAAAGCCAGCGACACAAUCCUCGAGCCCCACAUCCGCCUCGUCUCCGUCUUGCAUAAACUCGUGCGCCUCGAAGCCAUCAGUCCUCAUUUUGGCGCAGCUACCCUCAAAGAGUCCUCCCGCUUCGCAACUGGCCUUAACAUGGCCGAAGACGAAUACGGCCCCGACUGGGAGCAAUAUCUCCUCAACGUCCUCAAACGCCUGACCGCCGCGGACAAAGCCAAUUGGCAGCACCGCAUCAUCAACCGUGCCGCGCAUAUCAUCUACGAUUCGGAACGAAACAUUGCUGGUGCGCUGGGCGCCAAGCACGAAUUCACGCAGCAGAUCUUCACCAAGACCAUGACCUACCAGGUGUGGAAACCCGAGAAUGAGCGCGCGGGACGGCACUAUGUGUAUACGGGUCAGUAUGUGAGCUUUUUUGCGCACUUGUUGGACCAGUUGCAGGAUAGGGGGAAUUUGGAUCAGUUGGUGAGGAGGGUAAGGAGGAAGUAUCAGGAUUUCAUCAAUCAUACGCAGGUGUGGGAGCACCUUGCUACGACAUACGUGCGACUGCUACGACGCGUCGGCAAGAUCCCCGAAGGACGCGAGCGAGCGUUAUUCGACAAUACUUCGUUCGAAGAGUUCUCGAGGCUGAGUGAGUUGUUGGAAGUAUGGGCGCUUGAUGGCGGUACCAGCUCUGUGGUGCUGGACAUCAUGCGAGACGCCAUCGACCUAAAGAAGCUCAACAAUAGUCUGCUCAAAGGCGGCAUCAUCGACGACCUCAUCGGCGACGCGUACGCAUGCCUGUACGAGGCUUUCGUGUCGCAGCUGUCCGAAGCAGAGCGUGCGCCACCACAGGCAAUUGCCGCCACCGCUGGACCGAGCUUCAUCAACGUCACGCCUGACCACGUUGGUCCAAACGGUAUUCUAACGGAGCAUGGUCUGGGCAUCAACACUGCUAACACGAGCCCAUCGCAUCACUUCGUCACACCUCUCAAUCCCAUCCACGACAACCAACAAAACCCAUCAACACCAGGUCCGGGGCCGAUAAGAGCAGUCCCGCCGAAUAAACCAGGCCGAGCCAAGACAAUCACGCGUCGCGAGGUGCAGCGCAAAGCCGAAGCAGCGAUUGCGAAGCCACCACCGAUCAAGACGCCCACACUCAGCAAACGACCUGUUAUUGAGAUACCGAGCCAGAGCCGGCGUGGAGCCAUCUCUGAAGCAGGGAGUCAAGUGGGUAGCCGGAUCAACAGCGCAGCUUCUUCCCGACGGGGCAGCAUCGCGAGCUCGCGGCGGAACAGUGUCGGGGAGGGCUCGGCCGAUGGCGAUGAGGAUGAGGAGCGGGACGGCGAUGAUGGUGAGGCAGGCAAUGAGGCUGAUGAUGAGAGUGAGUUGAGUGAUGCUGGCAGUGAUGAGGAAGGAGGUAAGGCCGCACGAGAGCGAAUCAAGUCGACCAAGAUGUUCCCGAAGCAGCAUAACGGACUGCUGGACGGAGCAGGGAGCGAUGCGGACGACGAUGAUGAGGAAGACGACGAAGGAGAAGACGCUGUCGCUGCUCAGGCCGCUGCACGGCGAGACUGGGACCAGAUUGACGUUGAUGAGCGUGGCAAUGACGUCGAGAUGGGGGAGGCGGAUCGCGAUGGCACCCAGGAGCUGGAGAUUCCAGAGUCACAAAACAUUGGCGACGAGCCAGCGAAGGAUGACGGCGACGCUAUCUAG